AUGGCUACUUUUGGCACUUAUCAUGCUGCACUGCGGAAUUUGGAAGUUCAUCAAAUGGAUGUUAAAACAACUUUCUUGAAUGGCGAGUUAGAUGAGGAAAUCUAUAUGGAACAACCCAAAGGGUUUGUGGUUCUGGGCCAAGAAAACAAAUACGCGAGAUAUCCUACUGUACUUGAAGGGUAUAGCGACGCUAGUUGGAUAUUGGACAUUAAGGAUUCUAAAUCCAUGAGUGGCUACGUGUUUACACUAGCCGGUGCAACCAUUGUGUGGAAAUCUUCCAAGCAAAUAGUAAUAGCCAAGUCUACGAUGGAAUCUGAAAUGAUUGCCUUGGACAAGUGCUGUGAAGAGGCUGAAUGA
Ipomoea triloba (trilobed morning glory) is the source of this 357-nucleotide messenger RNA. RefSeq names its product secreted RxLR effector protein 161-like. The transcript has 2 exons. Bases 1 to 357 code for a protein of 118 amino acids. Lineage: Eukaryota; Viridiplantae; Streptophyta; Magnoliopsida; Solanales; Convolvulaceae. The record is from RefSeq and is a predicted model, not a curated record.